Ipomoea nil (Japanese morning glory) is the source of this 552-nucleotide messenger RNA. Its product is annotated as dihydrolipoyllysine-residue succinyltransferase component of 2-oxoglutarate dehydrogenase complex 1, mitochondrial-like. The transcript is spliced from 7 exons. Gene Ontology annotation, molecular function: acyltransferase activity. NCBI's taxonomy places the organism in Eukaryota, Viridiplantae, Streptophyta, Magnoliopsida, Solanales, Convolvulaceae. The record is from RefSeq and is a predicted model, not a curated record. Bases 1 to 552 code for a protein of 183 amino acids.
AUGGCUAACUUAUGCCAACAAUUAAAGGAGCUUGAGAAGUUGGGUCCUAAGAAAGGUGUGAUUAGCCGGUCUGUAAAAGAUGUUGUCCAAAGUUUGGUGGAUGAUGACCUUGUUUCAAAAGGCAAGAUAGGGACUUCUGUAUAUUUUUGGAGCCUUCCUAGCUGUGCUGGGAACCAGCUAAGAAAUGUGUAUAAGAAGCUUGAGGCUGAUCUCCAAACCAGUAAAAAGCGGCAUGUGGAACUUGUCAAGAAACCAGGACAAAAUUUGAUGAAACACCGUUCUGAAUACAAGGAUGCCUUUGUUGAAAAUCAUGGAGUAAAACUAGGACUUAUGUCUGGGUUUAUCAAGGCUGCAUCUGUCAUCCUGGGUAUGCACACAAUAGUGAACCGCCCAAUGGUUGUCGGAGGCAACAUUGUCCCCAGGCCAAUCAUGUACAUUGCCCUAACAUACGAUCAUUGGCUGAUCGAUGGAAAUGGAAGAGAGGCAGUGUACUCUUUGAGAAGGAUUAAGGAUGUGGUUGAAGAUCCAUGGCGCCUGCUCCUAGAUAUAUGA